GACGCUAACCGCAUGUGGAAGCUUCUAGUAAUGGCGUUUAUAUGUGGAACCGUCUGAGUCCUGUCCUCAACAGCACACCUUGCCUUCACGUCUAUACUCUACUACUUUGCGCUUCGUCUUCUGUGUUCAUAAUCUUCUCUGCACAUAUUCGCAACAGAUUCAACAAUGGCGUCUCCAGAUAUCCUCAACCCCUCUCAUCAAAUCCACCAGCCGCCUAUGUCCCGCUCAAACUCCAAACCCAAAGGGAUCUUGAAGAAUGCGCCUGCACCGCCAGCACCUCAGGCGAGCACAGCGCAACAGUACGCAUCGCUCGUUUCUUGCCUUGUCUGUAAAGAGAGUGAUCAUUCAAUAUCGUUAUUGCAGCUUGCAAUGGGACGAGGAGAACCUCGCUCUGACCGAGGCUCAGAAAGAUAGUCAGAUGAAGAUCACUGAGCCUAAAACCCCGUAUGUCAGAUAUAAUGCGGAAACAGACACUUUCGAGGGCGAUAUCCCGAAUUUGGAUCUGAACGGCAGGCCAAUGAGUCCUGCGGUGUCCUUGCCUCCAGCUUCUCCUACGAGUAUUGCUGCCACAGGGGGAGACUCUGGACCGUCAUCACGUAGGACAUCAUUCUCAAGCACCGGUCGUGCUUCAUCAGUACGACCAGGGAGUGGGACUUCUAGCAGAAGCACCAGCUUCAAUCUCCCGAACGAGGCUAGAGAAACGAUUCGCUUGGAUGGACGUCAACCCGGCGAUGAGAUCGAGUUCGAGGAAGAGAUGGAUGAAGAGACCGCGGCUAAGCAUGCUGCUUUCAUCCGUGCUCGGGGCCGACACUACUCUAAUGAGGCUGAAGCUAUGAAGAUGGCGAAGGCACUGAUGGACGAGGAAGACGAGGAAGAGACCGUCCCAGCAGUACCCCGUCCCGCCGAAGCUGGCAACCCCGAUUCGCCGAUGGAGGAUGAUGCGGGAGCUGAGAUGAAUGGUGUCGUACAUGCUAUUUAGAUGUUUUGUUGGCUGGCUGGAGGUGGAUCAUGGAUUAUGGAAUAUCGAAUGAAAGUUGCGUUGUACUGUUUUCCUUCCUGUUGUUUGCAUUGUAUACCACUUCAGCCCUCCGUGGAUAUUUCUUCGAUACUGAAAGCAUAUGUUGCCUGCCGUCAUAUUUGUUUUUGUACUCAAGGGUGCCGGCGAACUCUUCUCGUAAG
This is a messenger RNA of Somion occarium, 1179 nucleotides long. The record is from the annotation of a GenBank genome assembly. Lineage: Eukaryota; Fungi; Basidiomycota; Agaricomycetes; Polyporales; Cerrenaceae.